AUGAAGACUAUAGCGAAUGCCACACAGAAGACAGUGACGCAGGCAAAAUCUGGCCCGUCAAAAGCUCGACCCACCACCAUCAAACAGCGACAUCAAGAAAUAACUCAAAACCCUACUUUGGACAAGUAUUCAGGAAUGAGUCUUCCGAAAUUACGACAAAUAGCAAAACCUCUUGGUAUACCGGGAUCUGGAGAAAUGCGCAAGGAUGAAUUGCUCCAAUUGUUUCUUCUCUACGACUCGGAAUUGACUGCAACUGCUGAUGACUCUGAUCCCGUGGUGCAAUCUUCAAGAUCUGACAAGAAUCAAAACGCAGAUACUGGCCCAUCAAAAGAGAAUCCUGUGACCAGGUCUAGAUCCCGGCGAUGUUUGACUUCCAGCAAUCACAGCACUCUAGAACCAUCAAACAGAGCAGCGGCUGAUAACUCUAAUACCACGGCCGGAUCUUUGAAAUCUGACAAGGAGCGGUAUCCAGGUGGUUCAACUUCCAGAUCAAAUGAUAAUUGUAUCCCCGUUAGUUCUACAUCCCGGCGAUGUUCAACUAACCGAAAUCUCAGCCCUCUGGAUACUUUAACAGAAGAUCACGAGUCCGAUAUCAAGAUUGAUGCUGAGAUAUUCACGACACCAGACGUGCAGGUUGUGAAAGGACACACUCAUCAUAAUCAAGGUAGUCGGGAAGAGAGAGAUGAGCGCUGCUUGAUUGAUGAAGGCAUUGAAGAUCAGGCUAUGCCACUUCCAAGCCGCGGCAGAGGCACCGCUCUCCCCCGUCCUCGUCCAACUGUGCUGUCGGAAGUCGCCAAAGGUAAACAGCGCCGACGAUCCCCAAGCUCAGAUGAUUGGGUUCCAGAGGCCAGCAAAGAUGGAAAUAGUCCGGGUAGCUCAAGUAUGGAACUCGAGGGAUUGGAUGAAGAUGAAGGCGCGGAACUUGCUGGCAUGGACAUCGACAGUGCAGAUCAGGACGACUCAAUGAGUGUUUCGGGAGCCUCCGGUUUGAAAGAAGAGACUGAUGAUGACGAUGGUGGUGCAAGAGCGGCCAUUUCGAGGUUGUUGGAAGCAUGUGACAAUGCUAAUGAUACUAGUUCUGGACCAGGAGCACAUUCCGGCUCAAGAGACAGAAAUCGUAACGAUACCGACAAUCAAGAUCUGCGCCAGACAGUUCGCGAUCUCACCAAACUCGUCAUGCAUUUGGUAUCCAACUCAUCUUCAAGUACAAAACCAAGAACCAAGGUCAACAAUAACAAGCCUCGUGGAAGUACUUUCCGAGCUCGUAUUCGGAGCCACAUAAGAACAAUGAUGGGAUUGAAAGAGGAUGACGCCGUUCCUCCAAGCGCCACUCCUGCUCAGCGGUCGUCAUGGAAGAUUCAUACUCCUCGAAAAAGCAUGCUUUUACCGUGUCGCCUCAAUCGUGAAGUCGCAAAUGGUCUCAACAGCUCGGCGAAUGAUCCGCGUUUUCCGUUCAAAGGAGGGCCGGGCGGAGAACACUCAAAUCCGCAGAUACUGCUGAUCAUGUGGACAAUGAUGAAUUGUGUCGGAGUUUCAUCAUUUCAUCCAAUCUGGGAGGAAAGUCCAUCUUCUCCAACCAACACCUUUCUAUGGAACCGCGCUACCUCGACUUUCAUUCACCUCGUGAAGGCUGGGGAGUACAAUGAUAUAAGCGCUGAAGAUUCAAAGUUUGACAUCGUCUUCAAAGCGCUGAAAGAGCACGCAAGAUCAUCCCUUAAACGCACGUUCCGACAGACAAAUGAAUGGUCACAGGCCAAGAUUCGAGCUCAUAAGAAGCAGGGUGUUUGA
Molecule: messenger RNA, 1788 nt
Organism: Melampsora larici-populina 98AG31
Lineage: Eukaryota; Fungi; Basidiomycota; Pucciniomycetes; Pucciniales; Melampsoraceae
Exons: 8
Coding region: 1-1788 (595 amino acids)
Biological process (GO): DNA-templated transcription termination
Source: RefSeq, a predicted model, not a curated record